Molecule: messenger RNA, 1748 nt
Organism: Panicum virgatum (switchgrass)
Lineage: Eukaryota; Viridiplantae; Streptophyta; Magnoliopsida; Poales; Poaceae
Product: putative 12-oxophytodienoate reductase 9
Exons: 3
Coding region: 1-840 (279 amino acids)
Molecular function (GO): oxidoreductase activity; FMN binding
Source: RefSeq, a predicted model, not a curated record
AUGUUUAAUUUUCUUUGUGCGUAUGGUGUUGGUGGUGGCAGGGUUGUUCUUGCGUCGGUGACGCGCUGCAGGUCGUUGGAGAACCUGGCGCAGCCGCACAACGCCAUCUACUACCAGCAGCGGGCGGCGCCGGGCGUCCUCCUCAUCGCCGAGGCCAGCGCGGUGUUGGAGACGGCGGCGGGGUACCCGCGUGUGCUCGGGCUCUGGAGCGACGACCAGGUGGAGGCAUGGAAGCCCGUCGUGGAUGCGGUGCACGCCAAGGGCGCCCUCUUCUUCUGCCAGCUUUGGCACACAGGGCGCAACCACUCACCCGCCACUCCCGCUGCUGGGUUUGAUGGGCCCCCUCCAAGGCUUGAAACGGAUGAGAUACCCGAAAUGGUGAUGGACUUCCGGGUCGCGGCCAGAAAUGCCAUCAGAGCCGGCUUCGACGGUGUGGAGAUCCACGCUGCCAAUGGGCUCCUCGUCUACCAGUUCUGGUGGUUUCUAGAUAUUGGAAGAGUGGAUUCUUCCAAGCCUAUGCGUCUGGAUGGCGGCAGCAGCAGCAGCAGCAGCCCGGAAGAUCGCUGCCGCCGCCUCGCCACCGAUGUCAUAGCCGCUGUGGUCGAUGAGGUCGGCGCGCACCGUGUCGGCGUGCGCCUCUCCCCGUUCGCCGGCGGCGACGCGGACUCCACCGAUGCCGCAGAGGCUCACACCCUGCAGCUGGUCCGCUCCAUCGACAAGCUCGGCGUCCUUUACUGCCACGUGGUGGAGCCGGGAUGCGCGCCGACGGCGACGGCAAGCCGGCGAUCCCGCACCGCCUGUCGCCGUUCAGGCAGGCGUUCAGGGGCACGUUCAUUGUGAACGGAGGGUACGACAGGGAGGAAGGGGACAGGGCGGUGAGCCAGGGGUACGCUGACCUGGUCUCGUACGGGCGGCUAUUCGUGGCGAACCCCGAUAGCAGCCUGGGCGACUGGGCGGGCGUGUCUAUUUAUCGCUUUAAGCGAUUUCCUCCAAUCCCAUCGCAUACUGUUUAUCUUCUUCACCUCGCCCGCGUCCUCCGCCCCCGCCCCUUCGUCCUCCGCCCCAGCUGGCGGCUCUCGCCGCCGUGCGGUUCGCCCACCAACCACCGCCAGCACAUUCCCGCUCUCCCCUAACCUCUCCGGCACCAUGCCCCCGCUCGGGACCUGGCCCGGCCGCCGACGCCCACCACCUUGGCCGGCGGCGCUCCGCCACGCCGCCUCGCCCCCCCCCCCACACACACACCACCGCCGGUCGAUUCCUCCCUCCACCACCUUCUCUUCUAGGUCUGGUGACCAUGGCGCCCUCCACCGCCGCCGCCGCCACCCCCAGCAAUCCUGGAUCCUAAGGCCGCCGCCGCCCUCCACCACCCCGGCCGCCGGCGACCUCGCCGGUGGCCGCUCCCCCCACCAACCACCCUCGCCGGCCACACCUUGCCCCUCCCCCCUCCCCUAGCUCACCGGCGGGCGCUCCCCGCUCCCCUAGCUGGAGGUGGAAGAUGAACAGGAAGCUUCUGCGAUGGCUCCGCGUGGAGUCGCGCGCGCGAUAAAUUGACACGGCGACUGGGGCACACCAGGUGGUGCCGGGGGAGGCUCCGCUCAUGAACUUGUUGUGGUAGGAGGAACACAGGUGUAGUACGUCCUACCGGGGUAUCACCACUGUUUGGCACCAUGGUUCAUGGAUGCCACGGCAAUCUGGUAGAACGUACAUAGGCGUGCAUGUUUCGUGUUUUUCCACCAGAUCAAAGCUUA